This is a messenger RNA of Cucurbita moschata (crookneck pumpkin), 1327 nucleotides long. RefSeq lists its product as uncharacterized. Bases 56 to 1168 code for a protein of 370 amino acids. The record is from RefSeq and is a predicted model, not a curated record. Lineage: Eukaryota; Viridiplantae; Streptophyta; Magnoliopsida; Cucurbitales; Cucurbitaceae. The transcript has 3 exons.
CCAAACCAGACCAUCUUUCAAUUCCCAAACUUCAUUUUCUUUAUCUUUUUCGAGAAUGGGAAGUUUGCCUCAUUUGCUUCUAAUUCUCCCUUUGCUUUUCUCUCUCUUUGCUCUCUCUGUUUCUUCCGCUCCUCCUCGCCACCGCCUCCUCGAUGGUCUUCUCCCUAAUGGCGACUUUGAAACUCCGCCAAGCAAAUCAAACCUAAACAAAACAGUGAUCAUAGGCAAAAACUCCCUCCCAAAAUGGGAAAUCAAUGGCCUCGUUGAAUACGUGGCAGGUGGGCCCCAGCCAGGUGGAUUCUACCUACCCAUUCCUCGUGGGGCCCACGCGGUGAGGUUAGGGAACGAAGCCUCAAUCUCACAGAAGGUGAGGUUAAGAUGGCGUUCCGUCUAUACGCUGACGUUUGGGGCCACAAGGACUUGUGCACAAGAUGAAAUGCUAAGAAUUGAAGUUGGGAGUCAGUCAGCUAACCUUUCCAUUCAGACUCUGUAUAGCAAUGGAGGUGAUACCUAUGCCUUCACUUUUAGGGCAAAUAGGAAUGUUGUGAACGUCACGUUCCAUAACCCGGGCAUUCAAGAGGACCCCACUUGUGGACCGCUAUUGGAUAUGAUCUUCAUCAAGGAGAUGCCACCUGUACGUCCCAUUCCAGGUAACCUUUUGUUGAAUGGAAACUUUGAAGUUGGUCCUCAUGUGAUAAAGAGUUUCAACAAUGGGAUCCUCCUUCCUCCAAUGCAAGUUGAUCACAUUUCUCCACUACCAGGCUGGAUAAUUGAGUCUCUCAAGCCUGUAAAAUACAUUGACAGAGGCCAUUUCUUUGUCCCUUCAGGGAAUGCAGCCAUUGAAUUGGUUGCAGGAAGAGAAAGUGCCAUAGCCCAAAUAAUCCAAACAGUUCCCACAAAGUAUUAUAAUCUCACCUUCACCGUUGGAGAUGCCAGAAAUGGCUGCCAUGGCUCCAUGGAUGUCCAAGCUUUUGCUGCCCGACAAACCAUCAAAGUUCCUUUCAUUUCUAGAGGGCUUGGAAGGUCCAAAACUGCAAGUUUGAAAUUCCAAGCAGUUUCUGUUAGCACAAGAAUCACAUUUUACAGUGCUUAUUACCACACCAAGCUUCAUGACUACGGCCAUUUGUGUGGCCCUGUGUUGGACAAUGUUAUAGUCGUUCCAGCUUAGAUCUUAGGCUGCCAAAUAAUAGUCAUAUCAAAGUGUUACUUUGGAAGUUGGUUUCUUCAAAAAAAAAAAAAAAAAGUGUUUUCUAUUGUUCAGAUCCAAUAUUAGUGAAAAGCGUGUAAUGGGUCGACUUGUUUCAAUACAGAACUGAAAAUUUGUUCU